AUGGCCCAUCUACUCCAUGCCCACGCCGGGUCUCCCUUGGCUCGCACCGGAUCCCCUCUCACCAGAACUGGCACCCCGAUGGCAGUCUACGAGGAGUCCAGCAGUCAUGUGUCUGGCGGGAUGCCCCAUUAUCAUCUGGUUGGCAAAGACAUGAAAAUGUUUUCCGAAGCUGGAUUUGACAUGGACAAAAUUCACAUCAAACGUAAUGCGCCGGUGGCCCAAUUGUAUGAAGAUGCGAUCAGAAAUGAAGGCGCAAUCAUCUCGGCAUCGGGAGCCUUGAUCAAUUUCUCUGGCAAGAAAACUGGACGAUCUCCCAAGGAUAAGCGAAUCGUUUACGAGGAGACCAGCAAGGACCAUGUCUGGUGGGGAAGUGUCAACAUCAAGAUGGACGAGCAUACCUUCGAAAUCAAUCGGGAGCGUGCUAUCGACUAUCUUAACACGAGAGAAAACGUCUACGUGUUUGAUGGCUUUGCUGGCUGGGACCCAAAAUACCGCAUCAAAGUCCGAGUCAUAUGUGCCCGGGCCUAUCAUGCACUCUUCAUGACUAACAUGCUCAUUCGACCUACCGAAGCCGAUCUAGAGGACUUUGGUGAACCCGAUUUCACCAUUUACAACGCUGGCCAAUUCCCCGCCAACCGCUUCACGAGUGGGAUGACCUCGGCCACUUCGGUUGAAAUCAACUUCAAGAGGCGCGAGAUGGUCAUCCUGGGGACUGAAUACGCUGGUGAGAUGAAGAAAGGGAUUUUCUCAGUCAUGCAUUACCUUCAACCAGUCAAGUUUGGCCAGCUGUCAUUGCAUUCUUCGGCUAACGAAGGGCCGAACGGAGAUGUUUCCUUGUUUUUCGGUCUUUCGGGCACUGGGAAAACCACCUUGUCUGCUGACCCAGCCCGCAUGCUCAUUGGUGAUGAUGAACAUGUAUGGUCUGAUAAUGGCGUUUUCAACAUCGAAGGUGGAUGCUACGCCAAAUGUAUUGGCUUGAGUGCGGAAAAAGAGCCUGAUAUUUACCGAGCCAUUCGGUUCGGAGCUAUCCUCGAAAACGUCGUAUACGACGGAGACUCGAGAGAGCCGUGCUAUGACGACGCUAGCAUCACUGAAAACACGCGAUGUGCUUAUCCUAUCGAGUUCAUUCCAAAUGCCAAGAUCCCCUGUUUGUCAACUGCCCAGCCCUCGAACGUCGUCUAUCUCACUUGCGAUGCGUAUGGCAUAUUGCCACCUGUCUCGUUGCUUACUCGCGCGCAAGCACAAUACUGGUUUUUAAUGGGCUACACGUCCAAAACCCCUGGAACUGAAGAUGGUGUUACCGAACCCACUCCAACGUUUUCCACCUGUUUCGGCCAACCGUUUAUAGUUCUUCAUCCUUCGAAAUAUGCGACCAUGUUGGCUGAAAGAAUGGACAAGGUCCAAGCCAAGUGCUGGCUUAUCAACACUGGAUGGGUCGGAGGCAAAUUCGGAGUCGGCUCGCGAUGCUCUCUCAAGUACACGCGAAAGCUGAUCGAUGCGAUUCACGACGGAAGCUUGGCAAAAGCCGAGUUUGAAAACUUCGAUGUCUUCAACCUUUCGAUCCCUAAGAGCUUACCGGAGGUCCCCGACACGGUGCUCAAUCCAGCCAAGGCCUGGAAAAACACAGCCUCUUUCGAGGCCGAUCGAAAGAAAUUGGCUACGAUGUUCAAAGACGCCUUCAAGAAAUACGAGAAAGAGGUCUCGCAAGACGUCAAAGACGCCGGCCCCCAAGUCUAG
Messenger RNA from Puccinia triticina, 1737 nucleotides. RefSeq lists its product as uncharacterized. Gene Ontology annotation, molecular function: ATP binding; phosphoenolpyruvate carboxykinase (ATP) activity. Gene Ontology annotation, cellular component: cytosol. Lineage: Eukaryota; Fungi; Basidiomycota; Pucciniomycetes; Pucciniales; Pucciniaceae. The transcript has 10 exons. The coding region runs from base 1 to 1737 and encodes 578 amino acids. Gene Ontology annotation, biological process: gluconeogenesis. The record is from RefSeq and is a predicted model, not a curated record.